AUGGUCGCGUACAAGUGGCUGGCCCUCGUGGUCGCCGGCCGGCUUGCCGCAGCCUGGGGCACGGCCUCGGAAGACAUUACCUACGUCCUGCCCAUCUACGAGGGCGCCCUGGCCAACGACAGCCGGACCAACGACCUGGCCAUCCUGAGCGGCAUGAAGUCGAUGCUCGGCACCGGCGGCCGCAACACGAAGCUGGGCUUUUCCUUUUCGUCGUGGUGCCUGAGCCGCGACGUGUCGUCGGCGGCCGCCAACUACACGUUUGACCCGACGAACCUGGACUACGUCCUGGGGCUGGCCGCCGAGCUUGCGCUGCCCAUCCUGGUGCACGCCAACAACGGCCGCUGGGCCGACUGCUGCACGAGCAACUCGGACGGCGGGUGGAACGACGCGCUGCUGGACGCGAUUGCGGCGCAGCCGGACACGACGAUGCAAAACAGCGCGGGCGACUCGCUCUACGGGCACGACUACGGGUCCAACUACUUUUCGUUUUCGCGGUACAACGACUACUACCGGUCGUACAAGCGGCGCAACCUGCAGGCGUCCAUGCGCACGAUUGCCGCGUGGGCGGCCGACCACCCGGCUCUGUUUGCCGGCAUCAGCCUGGACUCGGAGACGCUGUACGCCAACGACGCCGCCGACUACAACCCGCUCUUUGUGCGCGAGUGGAAGGAGUGGAUGCAGCACACGGGCCUCUACGGCGCCGGCGGCGCCUACUUUGGCCAGGGCCGUGUGCCCGCCUUUGCGUCCGUCGCCGACUUCAACGCCGCCACGGGCCAGUCGUUUGCGUCGUGGGACGACGUCGCGCCGCCGGCGCCCCUGCGCACGGGCGACCCGUUCACGGAGGAGUGGCAGCGGUGGCGCAUCCAGGCGAUUGUGCACACGACGUCCGACGAGACGGCGUGGAUCGUCGAGGCCGGCAUCCCGCGCGACCUGGUCUACGGCCACCAGACGCCCGAGCUCGAGUUCUACGCCUUUGCCGACGAUCUCACCACCGCCACGGCCGCGCUGGGCGCCGGCGGCUACACGGCGUACGGCCGCGCGCCGCUGGACUUUCAGAGCAUCGACACGCCGCUGCGCGCCGACGGCGGCAACAAUUUCGGCCUGUUUGAGCUCAACCCGCUGAGCACUGACGACGCCUUCGCGUACGACACGCUGACGACGCUCUGGCGCGACGGCGCCAAGAUCCUGUGCCCCAACGCCUUUGAGAACGUCACGGCCAAGGACCAGUACGCGCUCUUCGGCUCGCCGACCACGGGCGACACCUGGGGCAACAACAUCAACAAGUUCCUCGCCACGUACGCCGACACGGCCCGGCCGCAGCAACCGCCGGGUUGGAACCCGGGCCGCAAGGUCUUUGACUUGUACGACGCCUUUGCAACCGCCACGGCGUCCGGCCCGGACAACCACCUCGCGGCCAAUGGCUCGUCGGGCGGCGUGGCCCUCAAGACGGUCUACGAAGCCGUCGGCGGCGUCAUCACCUACACCGUCCCGCUGCCGGCCGUGCGCGAUGGCCAGCGCCUCAACUUUUACGCCGCCCUCGGCAUCAAGGACGGCGCCGGGCCCAACGGCGGCACCGCCACCUUCCAGGCCGCCAUCAACGGGGACAGCCUCUUGCUCGGCAACGGCAUCAUCCUCCCGCCCACCUACUGGACCUGGAAGCACUGGCUGCCCGUCCUGGCCGACGUCACUGCCUGGGCCGGCCAGACCGUCUCCUUCACCCUCAGCACCACCGGCAACGACGUCUACGGCUGGACCCAGUGGGGCUCCCCGGCCCUUUACCAGACGCCCGCCGGCGCGUCCGGCGGCGACACGCGCGCCAGCAACCUCGCCCUCCACAGCCCGGUCACCGCCUCCUCCGACGACCGCAGCGCCCCCGGUGGCGGCUGGGCCGUCGCCUACCUGACCGACGGCAACGUCCGCGGCGACGCGGCCACGAGCAACGGCUGGUCGUCCGCCGCGCACGCGUCGUCGCAGGCCACUGAAUGGGUCGCGGUCGACCUCGGCCGCCAGCAGUCCGUCGGCAAGGUCGUCCUGCACCCCCGCAGCGACGUCUCGACGGCCGCCGGCACCGGCUUCCCCGUCGCGUUUGUCAUUGAGGGCUCAACCGGCAGCGGCAACGCUUGGACCACGCUCUCGUCGCAGCCCAGCUACGGCGCGAGCAUCAAGGCCGGGCGCGCCGAGGUCAUUACCUUUCCGAGCGCGACGGUCCGCUACGUGCGCGUCACGGCCACCGAGCUGAGCGGCGUCGGCGGCGAGACUGGCUAUCGCAUGCAGCUGGCCGAGCUGGAGGUGUAUGCGUGA
Molecule: messenger RNA, 2301 nt
Organism: Sporothrix schenckii 1099-18
Lineage: Eukaryota; Fungi; Ascomycota; Sordariomycetes; Ophiostomatales; Ophiostomataceae
Exons: 1
Coding region: 1-2301 (766 amino acids)
Source: RefSeq, a predicted model, not a curated record